This is a messenger RNA of Schistocerca piceifrons (Central American locust), 5087 nucleotides long. Its product is annotated as N-acetylglucosamine-1-phosphotransferase subunits alpha/beta-like. Gene Ontology annotation, molecular function: calcium ion binding; UDP-N-acetylglucosamine-lysosomal-enzyme N-acetylglucosaminephosphotransferase activity. NCBI's taxonomy places the organism in Eukaryota, Metazoa, Arthropoda, Insecta, Orthoptera, Acrididae. Gene Ontology annotation, biological process: N-glycan processing to lysosome; carbohydrate phosphorylation. The coding region runs from base 2718 to 4796 and encodes 692 amino acids. The transcript is spliced from 7 exons. The record is from RefSeq and is a predicted model, not a curated record. Gene Ontology annotation, cellular component: Golgi apparatus.
CUGUUACCACCAUUUUCAUCAGCAGUAAAUAUAUGUAUUAUUGGAAUUGAUAUUGUAUCCUUUUACAGGUGAAGUGGAUGAAGCAACAGAGUCCAGAACUUUUCAGAAUUGGGCCGAAAAUAUGCAAAGUUACAAGAAUGGUAUUUACACUUCCCAAGCAUGGUAAAUUUACUCACUGAGCAUUAUGAAGAACAAACAGUCAACUCCAUACCAAUUUGCUCAUCAUCUUUACUGUUUCCUUGAUAUAGCUUCAGGGUACAAUACUACUGGGUUACAAGAACAGUUUUACUGCGUAGGUGGAGAGAUAUGCCAGACUACAUUCCUUAAAUAUGCGAGUUCAGCAGAAAAUAAUCGGUAACCACAUGUUGUAUACAAAACUAGUGCCCAAAAAUUGAUACUAGAAUAAAACAGUUUUAAUCAUCCUGUCCUCAAAUGAACUGUGUUGCACACAUAAAAAUAACAUUAUUGACUGUUGUGUAAUUUCAGUGAAGUGAAAAGGCAUUUCUAAAACCAAAAUUGCGCAAAUGCACACACAAUUAUACAAACACAUACACAAUGUGUAUUCAGUGCUCACAGAACGUAAUAGGAGGAGGAUCAGUCACAACAAAACAUAACAAGCUACGCGUGCAGGACACUGUACAGAUGGUCCUGCAAAACUAUGUAAUGUAAAAUCACAUUAGCAAUAAACAAAACCCACUGGUGAUGGCACAGAGGUGCCGAAACAUGUUUGGGUAAUGAGAGAGAGAGAGAGAGAGAGAGAGAGAGAGAGAGAGAGAGAGAGAGAGAGAUAUGUUUUUGCAUAAGAGAUGGAACCUUUAUCUGACAAUGGUCCAUAAGAAUCCUGACCUUGAAUAUAUGAGAGGUGUUCAAGAAAAAUAUUUGUAGAAAGUCGAGUAUUGUACACACUUGCAGGUACAGUUGUUAAAGAAUGACUCUUAAUAUGGCAGUAUCUUUGGAUAAACAAUACACUUAUUGCUGAGAACUGAUUUGAAAACAACACAUGCAUCACAUAAAACAAAGUGGGUUGGAUCAAACAACUUCAGUGAAACACAGGUGGGAGAAAGGAUCAAACCACUUCAGUGGAACACAGGUGGGAGAAACAGAACAAAAUACAGUUUGAAAAUUGUAGGAAUGUUUGCCCAUUCAAAUGCAAUACUUCUAACAAGGCUGAGAUGGUAUGGACACAUUAAGAGAAUGGAGGAGAAGAGGAUACCCAGGAGGAUACACGAGAUGAAACUGGAAGAGACAAAGAGGAAGAGCAAGAGACAGAUGGCUGAAAGGAGUAGAGGAAUGUGUCCAGACGAAAGGAGAAGACUGGACCUAGGUGAAGAUCGAGAGAUGGUGGCAAGAUGGAGAGGCCUAUGUUCCAUACAGACCUGGCCAGAGGCUGGAAACUGUCAAAGAUGAUGAUGAUGAUGAUGAUGACUUCUAACAGAGAAUAUGAUACAACUUAGAGGCAACAAAUGAUGGUUUUGAAGAGGUUGACAGUCCUUCAUGCCAUGUGACACCUACUUGUGAAAAGUCCUGAGAUAUAGAAACAUUUUCAUGAAUUAAGGAGGUGGGCAGUGCCGCUCUCAGGUGAGAGUGCGUUGCAGCUGUAGAUAAAUACAAUUUAUGUCUACAGUGUUUAAACUGGUGAAUCUGUGCUGAUGUUCUUCUGAAUGAGUAUGAUAAAGAGGAAGUCUUCACGAAAAGCAAUAAACUGGAGUAAAUGUAACAACUCGUCUAACAGGAGAGGUGUUGAGUUGUCAACAGGCACAUAAACAAGACUGAAAACUUCAGUAGCUGCAGCAAAGCUGGUACAUGACUGCUUUUUCAUGGGUGUCCCUUCCUGUAAUGGGGUAGGAUAAGCGUGUAGUAGAUCUGAAAAACGGUGGGGUGCUAGGUGGGUGUACCUGACAUGUCUUGCACCCGGCACUCGAUUUCAGUGGCUGCUUCAGGACCCUUGCCUUCUGAAUACUAUCGCUAGACACCAGCUUCUCCAAACUAUGUACGUGGGAUUCGUCCUGACAAUACAUCCUCUGUUCCCGUAAUCUAUUGGGCCUCGAUGUCUGCUAUACACUGCCCUGCUCCCCUGUCCACCUUGCCCCAGGACCCUAACUUCGCUCAUUCUGCACCAACACCCUCCUCCCUGCAAAUCUCCCCUUCCUCUGUUCUAUCACACACUCCCAGUCCACUCCUUUCAUCAGCCUCCCUUCCUGAGCCCAUCCUGCACCCCAUCUUGUCUCCCUGUGCCGACUCCACCUGACACAACCUUCCACCUUAGUCAAGCUGCAGAACAGCGGUCCCGGUAGAGUGUAUUAGGCCAGCACGGUGUAGCAUUACGUGUGUGCGUGGGUGGGUGCACGCAUACAGCCCUCUUUAUGUGCCUGUUGAUGACUUGACAUUACUUCAAUGGGCAACAUGUCAUUUGUUUAUCGUGGACCAAUUAGACCUUGCAUGUUAGAUGCAAGCAACUUAGCACAUUAUGUGCCAGGUUUUUGUUGAAUCACUUUAAUGAGCACUGUUUUGUUGAAGGGCAUACUGAGUCUUCACCUCAAAGUGAAUAAUACUGACUUCAUUAACUCAGAAAGCUUAUCUAGUUUUUUUCUGUGUAACAGCACAAGAAUGUAAUAGGUGUGUGUUCCUAAUUAUUCCUGGUGGUUCUUGUUCUUUUUGAUUCUGAUUGCAGGAUUCCUGGCUUGUCAGAUAAAUUCUUAUAUUUCAAUGAUGAUGUGAUGCUUGGCAAGGAAGUUUGGCCAGAAGACUUUAUUACCUAUUCUAAAGGGCAGAAGGUAUACUUCUCAUGGUCAGUUCCAGACUGUUCAGUUUUAUGUCCAUGGUCUUACAUCAAUGAUGGCUCCUGUGAUGUUGCAUGUAACACUUCAGACUGCUUUUAUGACGGUGGCGACUGCGAUCUCGGAAAUGGAGAUGCCGGAAGUAAUGGUGGCGUGGAAAUGUAUGAUGAGAACAACCAGAGCAUGGAUGCUUUCAAUGAUGAAGGAUUUGACAGUCAGCUCAAUUUUGAAGACAAUAAUGACAAUCCAUUCAAGCACAUAAACUUUUUUGAUGACAUGGAUAGGAAAGAAGGAAGUCGCCAGGAGGAUUCAGUAGCUCAACUUUUUAACACCUCAGAAAGAGAAACACUUACAGAAAAUACUCUCAGUGCAAUUAACAGUGUUGAAGAAAAUAAUGAAUAUACUGAACCUGUAGCAUCAUCAUCUACAGCUCCUCAUGUUUCUGUAAGUCGCCAAACUAACUAUAAAUUCCAUUAUAACUAUGACAGAACAUUGUCACAUGAUUCAGUCACCAAAUUUCCUGUUGGUUCUAAUGAAACUGUAGGACCGCUGACACCAGAUAACAGUGUGUCACUUGGUACUGGUCGAUUCUCAAGUGUUCCUGAUGUAAACAAAGAGGUUGAUGUUAAUGACUAUAACAGCACUAGAACAUUUGCUACCAAGUAUGUGGGCAAAUUUGUCAGUUCUAUCAAUAGGAAGCCAAACUCCAUUGAUGAUAACUUUCAACUUGCAGAUGAAACCAGACAUGUGAAAAACGCGGACGGAAGUUCUCACAAAACCAGACGCCAGUCAUCUUUGAGGAAAAUCGUGAAAGAUAUGAUCAAACAAAACAGGAAAAAUUAUGGAAAAUACCACAGAUGGGACAGAACUAAUGUUGAAAAAAUUAUUCCUAAUGCUUCUAAACCAAGAAAGGCAUUUCUGGAGCGUGUUAAUGGCAUGAGUGUCACAGAAUUUCCUCACGAGAAACAGAAUUACAACCAAUUACGUGUUUAUCGAACACCUUACGGAAUAUCUCGAAAGGUGCUUAGAGACUCGUUUGCUGGGUCAUUGCUCUACGUAAAUCGCCUUUAUAGCAAGGAAUUUGGUUUUGAGGUGCGAAAAGUUCCUGCACAUAUGCCUCACCUCAUAGAUAAAAAGAUAAUGGAAGAUUUGCAGAGAAGAUUUCAGGACGAAUGGCUCUUGACCUCUUCGCAUAAGAUACGUAGAGCAAAUGAUAUGCAGUAUGCUUUCUCUUACUUUUAUUUUCUUAUGAGUGAAAAGAAGUCGCGAUCUGCUUCAGAGAUAUUUGACAUAUUUGACACUGAUCAGUCAGGAACAUUGUCUGACAGAGAAAUUAGGACACUUCUGGCGAGACUUUAUGAAUUGCCCAUUGGCUUUCACCGUGUUACAGCCUUUACCAACAAAGUAAUAAAUUGUUCUAGAACAGUGCCACAUGUAGUAUAUGAGAGAGAAGCAUUCACACCGAUGUAUGAGAGGUACCAGGACUCCAGGCUUCCUAUUGUGAGCAGACCACUUGUGGUGAAUUGUGGGCCAUUGGCGAAGUUGUUAACAUCCAAGUUUGGCUCAGUAAAAAGGUAUAAAUAUGAAAUAGUGAAAGAUAAACAUCAAGAUGUGACUUUCAAAAUGAUUAAUUCAAACAUAACCCACGUGGUCUCUGUUCUAGAUGAAAUACGGAAGGAACCAAAGAAAUUCAUAUGUCUGAAUGACAAUCUGGACCCUGCCGUUGAGAAAGUCAAUGAUGUGAUUCGUGCAGUUCUGCAGGACUUUUAUGAAGCACUGUUUCCUGCUCCAUCAUCUUUUGAACUGCCACCAGAAUACCGAAAUCGGUUUCUGCAUGUAUCAGAACUGGAGGCUUGGAGAGCGAGCCGAAAUAUUGCACGCGUGUUUGUAUAUUUAUGCCUAGCUUUACUUCUCAGCUUUUCACUUGUCAGUUUCCUUCUGAUUGAGCGCCAGGUUCGAUGCCGUCGUAAAGCGUCAAAUGGCAAUCUGGCAAGACAAUAUGCAGAUGUGGGCGUGUAAUGUGUAAAGAAUGCUACAGGUUCUGAACCACAAUCUAGUCACAAUGUAAAUAAUAUUUCCUUACAUUCCAGUUUUUGAUGGAUAUAUUUGUAAUUUGUUUAUUAAUAAUUUUUGUCUUAAAUAAUACUUUUUGUAAUAUGAAUAGGCAAUGAAUGUAAGAUGUGUGUGUAUAUAUAUGGCAUCAGACUGUUUGUUUGUAAUAGUGUGAAUAAGGAAGAGCUGUACAGUUCAUAUAAAACAUCACACCAUUUUGUGUGUACAGCAAAUACACCAGUGGUGUUAGAAAUGUAA